Messenger RNA from Selaginella moellendorffii, 3764 nucleotides. RefSeq lists its product as uncharacterized. The record is from RefSeq and is a predicted model, not a curated record. Gene Ontology annotation, molecular function: DNA binding; DNA-binding transcription factor activity. The coding region runs from base 582 to 3404 and encodes 940 amino acids. Gene Ontology annotation, biological process: regulation of DNA-templated transcription. NCBI's taxonomy places the organism in Eukaryota, Viridiplantae, Streptophyta, Lycopodiopsida, Selaginellales, Selaginellaceae. The transcript has 3 exons.
CCUCUUGAUCUUUUUCACGAUGUUUUUACUUGGCUUCACCACGCGUGCGUCCCCAAAAGCAGCAGCUAGCUGGCUGUGCUGUCUAACCUGACCACCAGCGAAGUGUUCUACCCAUAUCGGCAAACCUUCUCACUCCCUGGCCCUUUAAAGCCGCAUUCCCUCUCCCCACUCCAAAUUUCUCUCCUCCAAUCCAUCACUCCAAAGCACAAUCCUCUAAACAAAGAAUAACAAGGAAAUUCCUUUCGUCUUCCUCGCUCGAGCGCUCUCACCCUCUCUCACACACACUCUCCCUCUCUCUCUCUCUCUUCACUCUCUCUCUCUCUCUCUCCCCCAAUUCCUCUCCUCAAGUCGGUCUUCUCCGUGAAUUGGCGUUGAUCUUUCCUUCCAAGAGGCUUCUUCUCCUCGCGCAAGCUUUCGCGCUUGGUCCUGCUGGAUUGGAUUUGCUUGGAUCCGACGCCAGCAGCGCUCAAGCGAAGCAUCUCUUGCUUGCCUUUGCUGCAUGAUUUCUUCGUUGCGGCGGGGUGUUUGCAAGGCGGAGCGCGCUCGCUAGCUGGAUUCGCUGGCGCGCUAAUUGCAUAUAUAUGCAUAUAAUUGAGCUGGAUCCUGGACAGGCUAGCUCGGAGCAAGCACAGGAAUUGGGCAGCAAACAGGAGGAGGACGAGGAGAAAUCGCAUCGCACUAGCACCGAAACAAAGAAUUCAUCCGAGAGUGACAACAAUUCGACCAAGGAGGAGGAGGAGGAGGAUCGUCACCAAGAGAUCAAGGAUCAAAUUGUGUCCAGUGAAGAGCUUGAGAAGAACCAAGAAGAAGGAGGAAUCAGAUCGUUGCAAAGUUCCGGGAAUUCGCGAUCUAGUGAUCCAGUUGGAGAUCAAGGCGAAGAAGAAGUUGUCGCUGGAGAGCGAGACUUACUAAUGGCGGCCACGACCUUGGUUCAAACAAUCUCACCACACUUCAAGGCUCCCGGAUCAUCCAGCUCGGCGGCGGCCGGUCGGUGGUCAGAAUUGGAGGCGGCAGCGGUCAUGGGAUUGGGUUUGGGACUGGGAAUCCAGCGAACAACCUCAUCGGUAGCAAAGCGAAGAUCAUCGCCAGCAGGAGGAGCAGCUCCAUCAGAUCCCGAUGUCACGCUCACGCUCUCCCUCACCGCCGAUCGCCACGACAAUUCCCGCAAGAAAUCAUCCGCCACCGCCACUGGCACCGACCAACGAUCGCGAGCAGCAGUGACAAUUCAGCAAGCUCCAAAGCAAGCCAAGGAGGAAGAACAAGAACAAGAGAAAGAAGAAGAAGCAGUAGAAGAAAGCGAAGCCUCCAAAGUAGAAUCCAGCAAGAUGGCGACCGUGUCAAUCAAGCACCAGGCCGAGAAUUCCUCCGGCAGCCAUAGCUGGGUGGAGGCAUUGCAAAGGUCCCAACAAGAUCCAGGUGGUGGUGGUGCUGGCGGAGGUAGUGGCGGCACCACCACCACCACCACCACCACCAACAACAACAACAACAACAGCAAUCUUCUCAUGAUCCUGGAUCCAGAUCAAGAAACGUCCAUCACCAUGAAUUCCACCACCAAAAGUGGUGGCGGUGGUGGCGGCGGUGGCGCAAUGGUUCUGAGCUCCGAGAGUGGCAAGCUGCCCUCUUCGCAGUACAAGGGCGUGGUGCCGCAGCCAAACGGGCGAUGGGGCGCGCAAAUCUACGAGAAGCACCAGCGCGUGUGGCUGGGCACGUUCAACAAGGAGGAGGAGGCGGCGCGAGCGUACGACCGCGCCGCCAUCAAAUUCCGUGGCCGCGACGCCAUGACCAACUUCCGCCCCGUCCACGACUCCGAUCCCGAGGCCUCCUUCCUCCGCCUGCAUUCCAAGGAGCAAGUCGUGGACAUGCUCCGCCGCCACACCUACGACGAGGAGCUCGACCAGAGCCGCAAGAUCACGCACGCCCGCGCGGUGGCGGCGGCUGCUGCCGCGGCAGCCGCGGCCUCCAUCUCCAUCAUCCCGGACAAUCACCACCACCACCAUGCUCACCACCAACAAUUCUCCUCCUCCUCGAGCUCCCAGCAAGUCCUUGGCCACCACCCCAGCUCCAAGAACUCCUGGCAGGAUCAUCACCAGCAGCAGCUUCGAUCAUCCAGCGCGGCUGCUGUGACGCGGGAGAUGAAUCAUCCACAGAUGAUGAUCCACCACCCAGCGUCAGCGGCCCCGCCAGCCAAGCCGUCCGCCACCGCUGCCAGCGCGGUCCACCGCGAGCACCUCUUCGACAAGGCGGUCACGCCCAGCGACGUGGGGAAGCUCAACCGGCUGGUGAUCCCCAAGCAGCACGCCGAGCGCUGCUUCCCGCUGGAUCUCUCCGCCAACGAGAAGGGAUUGCUGCUCUCGUUCGAGGACAUCACCGGCAAGGUGUGGAGGUUCCGCUACUCGUACUGGAACAGCAGCCAGAGCUACGUCCUCACCAAGGGAUGGAGCCGCUUCGUCAAGGAGAAGAAGCUCGACGCCGGAGACAUCGUCACCUUCGAGCGGGGGCCAGGCCAGGAGCUCUACAUCAGCUGGCGGAGGAGACCGGUCCCUCCUGGCGGCGCCGCUGCUCAUCCCUCGAUCCAUCAUCACCACCACGCAGCCGCCGCCGCCGCCGCCGCCCAGCAGCACCACCACCACCAGCAGAUGAUGAUCAAUUCCGCCGCUGCCGCCGCGGCCGCGGCCGCUCGAUCCAAUUGGGGGAUUUCUUCGCGGCAGCAGGGAGGAUUUGGCAAUCCACUCCCAGCGGCGCCACCACCACCCGCGGCGGCGCAUCCGUGGUUCCAGUUCUCUUCUUCUGGCUCGGGGUAUAGAUUUCCUCCGCCGCUUCCAGGCAAGAACGAUUCUUCUUCCUCUCCUCCGCCGCCCAUGGCGGUGCCCAUCGAGGAGAUCACGCCCUUCCACCAGCAGCGGCUCUUCCAGUUCCAGGACCAGAGCGCGGCGCUGCGAUCCAGCGAUGGUGGCGGAGGCGGUGGCGGUGCUCUGUUUCGCGGGCAAUUGGGCGGGAUUGAUCGGGGCGAGGGGGCCCUUCCCACCGCCGGGACGAGGCUUUUCGGCGUGGAUCUGGCCAGCAGCAGCGGCAAUGCGGCCCGGAAGCGAUCCUCCCCGCCCUUGAACCUCGACAACCUCAAAGAUGCCGGGAUUGGGCAUCUGUCGCUGGCGCUCCACCAAGUCCCACACGAUCGCGAGGAGCGCGACGACGAUCGCGACCGCGCCAGCUCCUCCAAUGGCAGUAGCUCCUCGUCCAAGAGGAGGAGGCGCGAUGGCCACGAUCUUCCUCCAUCCUCGUCACAGCUGGACGCCGCCAAGACGAUGGAAUCGAGCGAGGACGAUCGAGAGGGUCAAGAGGGCGAGGGCGAUUCUUCCAGCUCCAUCUCGGCGUCGCGGCCUCACAGAUUGGAGCGGCACAGCUGAUCUAUACGUAUAUAUACAUGUGAUUCGAUCGCGCGGAUGAUCGAUCGGAUCAUCAUUCUCAGGUGGUUUGUUUGUUCAUACUCCAGCACACUCUAUUUUUUCCUUCUUACACACAACAUAUCUUAUUACUCCUCCCCUCUCCUCCUUUGUCGAUUGUAACUUCCAUACGUGGGGUUUGUAAAUUCUUGGGGUGGCCGAGGAGAGAUUUAUGAUUCUUUUUGGGGGGAAAGAAGUUGGUAUGAAGAUCAUGUGGUUGCAAUGGAUUUGGGCAACUAUUAUUGAAACUUGGGUGGAUCCACCCACUCUUCGCUUUGUGUAUUGACAAUUUUCUGAUAAUACAGCCUUUGGAAGUUGAAAGCU